This is a messenger RNA of Anopheles cruzii, 1068 nucleotides long. Its product is annotated as mitochondrial import inner membrane translocase subunit Tim22. Gene Ontology annotation, cellular component: TIM22 mitochondrial import inner membrane insertion complex. Bases 86 to 697 code for a protein of 203 amino acids. Gene Ontology annotation, biological process: protein insertion into mitochondrial inner membrane. The record is from RefSeq and is a predicted model, not a curated record. The transcript has 4 exons. Gene Ontology annotation, molecular function: transmembrane protein transporter activity. Lineage: Eukaryota; Metazoa; Arthropoda; Insecta; Diptera; Culicidae.
GCCUGAAAGACGGACGAAGAUUUAACUCGUGCGCGCGGAUCCGACUGUGGUGCCUGGCGACACGGGAUUCGGAAAUCGUAAGACCAUGGCCACUUUGUUGCCCAAGCCGGUCGACCCGGAGCAGGCAGCUAAACAGAAUGAUCCAGCGAAGGUGCAAGGAGUGUUCUUUCCCGGGUCCGAUCUGGACGAAGUGGCAAAACAUUUCAUCGGCAACAACCACCGGUUUCGUGAAAACAUAAUCAUACCGAAACUAUACGGCUCGGUGCAGAUUAAAACCAAUGAAGAAAAGCUCGUGGAGGCAGCCUUCGAGAGCUGCGCCUUCAAAUCGCUGAUGAGCUGCGUGCUCGGGUACGGUUUGGGUGCCGCUAUCGGACUUUUCAGCUCCUCUGUAAAUCCCAACAUUACCGAUACACUAGCGACCGAAAAGCAGCAAACGGCGAAGGAAAUCUUUCGGGAAAUGCGCCAAGCGACACACUCGUACGGUAAAAACUUUGCCGUCAUUGGAGCCGUGUUUGCCGCGGUAGAGUGCGUCAUUGAAUCGAAACGAGGAGUUUCGGAUUGGAAAAACGGAACCUACGCUGGUGGAGUGACGGGUGGCUUAAUUGGUUUGCGAGCCGGUGUUAAAGCGGGAAUUGUGGGUGCUGCCGGAUUUGCUGCAUUCUCCACCGUGAUAGACUACUACAUGCGCCAUCGAUGAACGUUCGCUAGAUUAGGACACCUACCUAGCGCUAGUACCGAAUAGCUUCGUAUCGUUAUUAAAACUAAAGUAAUGUUUAAAAAAUGCACAAUUUUUUGUCAUUGUGUUCGUUGAGAAACAUCAAUAUAGGAUAUCAAAAGCUACUCAGCUUUUCCGACGCUUUUCACUCCAUCGGCCACCCAGUGAAAGCCUCUGUGAGCGCCACGCCACUCAGAUCGCUCGCUGGAGGACGACACUCUCGCUUUCUCUUCGGUGUUCCGUGUGUUCAGCUGCGUAGAUGAAAAAUUUUCCUCGUCGGGUAUGGUUCGUGGUUUGUGCACGGGUCAGCUAACAGCAGAAAACCGAAAAACAGCUGCAGCUGUUUAAAAUAC